AUGGCAAUGAUUAGACUUAGUGACACUAGAUGGAAUUGCCGUUAUCCAAAUAUAGAGUCUGUUAAAAACAGUUAUAAAGUAAUUAUUCAAUCUUUAGAAGAAGAAAUUAAAAAUGAUGAUAGAGGAGUAAAUGAAGUAAUUGGUAUAAUAUAAUAAGUAAUAAUUAAUGAUUCAAAGUAUUUAAAUUCCAAUAUAUUUGUUUUAGGUAUAUUAACAAAUUUGAAAAGUGGACGAUUUAUAGUUUAUUUAUUUAUCUUACAUAAAGUAUUAAUAUUAAUAUUGUGUCUAACAAAUUUCAAGAAAAAAAUGCAACCUUAGGGGAAUCUAAAAAUAUUAUUGAAGGUGUGAUGAUGACUUAAAAAUUCUAGAACAACAUAGUAUUUUUCUAAGCUUUGGUGUGAAACAGAAAUCUUUGCUAAAUACAAUGAAAUAUCAAUACAAACGCCAUCUAAAGGUAAGACUUAAUAAACAUAUUUAUUUAUAAUUAUAAUAAUUUUAAGUUAAUAUUUACUCAACUAGGAUGCAAAAGAAAAAUACAAGAGCCACACAAAAUAUUUUGAUACUACUGCAACCACAAGUGCUGAACAAAUUAUUAAUGACACCAUUGAAACCAUUUAUGAUUAUUUUAGAAAAAAUGCUUUCUUUCCUGUAUUUGAUGCUAUCUUGAUAAAUCUGGAAAAAAGAUUUUCUACUGAAAGCUUUCAAAUGGCUACAGCUGUUGAUCAAUUUUUUCAAUUAAACUUUGAGGAAAGUCUUUUCUUUGUAGAUCAUUAUAAAGUAAAGUAA
Cinara cedri is the source of this 786-nucleotide messenger RNA. The record is from the annotation of a GenBank genome assembly. Lineage: Eukaryota; Metazoa; Arthropoda; Insecta; Hemiptera; Aphididae.